UUGCUUCACUGCACAGACCGUUGGCACCUCCCGUGCGGGCUGCGUGUGAUCUUUCGGUGAACUGUUCGAAAGUAGCGAUUGCGCUCCAAGGACAACGGUCCUCGCACCCCUUUUGCUGUCAGUUCGUUGACAUCGUUUCACCUUCAGAAGUUACAAACACGAUUGCAUCGGCCUCGCGACCUGAAGUGUGUUCUGCUACGUUGCUACUGUGAACAAACAUCGAGUGGCUCGAACAGGCACACGUCAACGCCUCUCAGUUUAACGUGGUGCUGAUCGUCGGCAGGAGCGAUGUACUGUAAGGCUGGGUGACUUGGGUCUUUGGUGGUGGCAUAACGUAAUCAGCCAGCGUAAAUUGACGUCAGAAACGCAAACUGGACAGAAGACUUCAAGCGAUCUGAAAGCUGAAUAUUUCUUUUUAGAGACUUGAAGCGCGAGCUCUGAAGGAGUCUCUCAGGGAUGACUCAGACGUGAAACAAACUCACGUGGGGAGUUCUUGCUUUACGGAACACGUACGACUGGCCUUUUAAUUCACACUUUCAGCAUGGAACAAGCAUCUCUCAGUGGAAAGGCUAGCGGUGGUACUUCGAAUGAGCCAGUGAUCGAACUCGAAAGUGAGAAUAUAGCUGCGGCAGCACGUGACAAACCCGAAGGACAAAAACCAUCGCAAGUCCCUGCGCGCAGUGGUCGCCUUGGCCACGAGGUCAAGCGCAACGCGCAGGAGCACACCUGUCCGUACUGCCUUCACCCGUUUGUCCACCUCUCCAACUACCGAAAGCACAUCCGCGAAGCAUGCCUCUUGAAGAAGAAGAAGAACAAGCGAAUCGGAGACUGCAACGAAGCGGUGAUUAGCACAAGGACACCUGGCGCAGAUGAUUGUCGUUCUUUUGAAAGAGCAGAUUGCUCUUCUGCAACGAGUGUGUCCCUUAAAGAGCCGGUUGAGAAUUCAGUCAUCAACAUGCUUAGAAACCAAUCAAAACAGGCUGAACUGAUUCGAACCCAGGUGGCUGCAGCCAAAGAUCAACCCCGUGGGGCCACCAACCAAUCGCCACCGAAUUUCAUGACUUUCUCAUGCACAGUGUGCCACAAAAUAUUCCUCUCCUACGUCAAAAUGCUGCAGCACCGUCUUUCACACAAGCUUCAAACAGACGAGCCGUCGGAGAAAAUAGAUGUGCCUGAUGAAGCAGCUGACAAAGAAGCAUCUUCAGCAGCCACAGCGAGACACAGUUUUGCUAGUGGGGCACAAACUGACCAUGGGACUGCACCUGCAGUACAGACAGGGAAGUGCAUCAACAGUAUUCUUAUAGAUACACAAGACUGUGAAGUUGUGGAGAACACAGUUCAGGAGGAACUCCAGAGUGAAGACCCAGACUGCAUCAUAACUCUAGCUGAGCUAGACAGUCUUCCUGAUGAUGAUGAUGAUGAUGGUGAUGAUGAUUCUUCAAGCCUUCUUGAAAAGAAGCCUUCGCAAAGCAGCCCUCAAAAUAAAACGAAGGCAGCUCGUGCAAUCAAGAAGUGUAGUCGAGGCAAGAGGAGGCCAAGAAACAAGCCCACUUCAUCCAAGGAUAUAGCGCAGAGCAAAAUUUCUGGCAGAGUGCUGAAAACCACUUCCCGGCGCCAACAUUAACGGUGCUGAAUGAAGGUGGCUGUUUUCUACUAUGUAUAUUUUUAAACAGAUAACUUAAGGAUGUAUUUGGUGUGGCUAUAUGUUGAUUGCUCUGCAGCCAACCAGGACUUCCCCAAUUACAUUGCAAUGUCUGUUAACUGUUAAGGGAUACUUUUUGGACCCUCGUUUGCUGGUCUAGUGGUGUAACGCUUCUGAAUCAAUAGUGGAUGUGCUGCUAUGGAAUGUAUGGGGCAUUUGUAUAAAUCACAGUUUGGUGUUACAGAGUUUUCCUUAGAAAAAUGUUUUUCUAUCAAGAAAUGUUAGCAAGUGAAAACAAUUUCACAUAGGUUUGCUCUUUUUUUUUCCCCAUUUGGGUAUUGCUUUCUGCUUGAAGGGACACCAAAGUGGAGCCCCUUAAUCACUUUAUACUGAAAGGUUAUUUCUAGUUGAUUUUGCCAUCAUAGGUACAUUAUUAGAAGAAAAUGGAUUUCAAAGCUUCAGUUUCAAAUUUUAACACGAUAGCAUUAAAUAGCUCACUUUGCUGCAAUCCCGGUGUUGGCGUCAUUGGCUAUGAGCCAAAAAUCAUCUUGUGCAUGACCUAAAAACUUGAUGAAGGUGCAAAUAAUGUAAAUAGUAAAAAAUUACGUGUCCCAGUGAAGAUUGAACCCGGGUAGUUUGCGAGGCAAACAGGUGUUCUACCACACAGCCAUGCGUCAGCUUGGAAAUGCAGUGAAAACAAAUUCCUCUGCUUGUAAAUGCAGGCAAAGUAACUUUUAAUACAAUACAAACACACAUGUCCUAUAUACAUGCUUCACAACACAACAUUAAUUAUUGCAGUAAUUAUGGGUGAUACAAACAUACAUUGCUAUUGGGCAUCAGAACAUGUGAUUAUCAUAUUAACUGCAUGGUUCAAUGCUGGCCUCCCACUACAAAGUCACACACAUUAUGGCACCUAUUCCUUUAAGGCCACCUAGCAGGUGCGUAGCAAGUUUGAAUAGAUUAAUUCUGUGUAAUGGUACCCAUUACACAGAAUGCGUUAAGUACACACAGGAUAUCGGGAUCAUGUUCAACUCUUAAGGUGGAGCCUAAGGGUCCCCCAAUUUUCAUACCAAACUUGACUGCCUUUUUGAUGUUGAAAUGAAAGAUAAAUAGGUCGACGGGCGUUUCUGUUGCACACAUUGCAACAGACGUAUUGCAAUCCGAGGAAAGACCUGGCAUUGUAAUUUUCUCUGAACAUGACUGGUCUUUUUCAUUCUGGAUGCCUGAUUUUCUUCCUGUAUUUUUUGCUGAAUUCAUGGUAAUAAUAUUAGCUUUUCACAAGGCGCUUCAAUUACAGUAGCAAAAGUUACAACUUACUCAUUAUGUGCUUUACUUUAUCCGCAUCCAGUGAUGCGCUUAAACUGAAGCUCUUAAAAUUACUAGUUCCCACUCAUCCACAGUUUGUUCAUUCAAUUUGGGUUCCUGGCUAUGGAUGUUUGUAAUUCAAUAAAAUGGCAGAAUCUCUUGCAAGGACGCCAUUUUUUGCGCUGAUCAUCUGUGUUUCUCCACUAACAGCACGCAUCACGACUGGUGACAUGUUGCACACUUACAUUCCGGAAAAGGUUAUCAUACUUAGUAUCGACUGUUGCUCCGGAGUACAAAUACCUUUCUGGCACGGUAAUUUAUCUAAUUCUAUGAUCAUAGUAGCCAUUGCCAUCACAAAAUUUCGUUGCUGUGUUGGUUCCCUCAGUUUUUACUUGCAUAGAUCAGCUUUGGCCACUUCCCCUCUGUGCCUCGUCUGCAAUCGGGAGGAAAUGGUUGUUCAUUACUUUCUAUCAUGUGUGGCCGAUGCACUACAUUAAGAAAAAGAAUUUCCGAACUUCAUCUUCGAAAGCUGUGCCUGGAAUUGUCAGAACCGGUCAUUGUUUAUUUUGGUGCCACUGCUAUGGGAUAUGACCAUAGGGGUGUUUUCUUCACCAUUGAGGAAUUUGUCAUUGGUACUAAAAGAAUAUCUUGCUAAACUCCGCAGGCUUUCAUUAUGUUAUAAUUGCUAAUUGGUACUUCAAAUUAAUAGAAUAACUAACCACCACAUCUAGGAAUUAUACACUACAGAAAAUAUUGACAAAAUUCACCUGCUAUUUGGUCAAUUCCUUGCAAUGUCUACCUAUGUGCCAUGCCUGGAGGACGGAAAAAAACCACCUAAUCAAAUCAGUAGGUGGGGGCCAAACUCACAACCUUUCGAUUCGUAUCCUGUAGGUUCGGUCCCCACCGGUGGCUAGUACUGCUUUCAUCUUCUUUAAUUCCUUUCUAUCUGUACUAUAAUUACCACACUACAGUUAAAAACUACUAGUGCAUUCUAUGAUGUCAGCUGUGACAUUGCUGGCACCUUGGCUUUAUUAGAUUGUGAUGCCAAGGACUUUAGAUACAGUGUCAUAAUUUAACAAGUCUGAUAUAAUAAACUUGCUACACCAAGUGUUGCUGCACAAUGUAAAUAAUUUUAUAGACAGAAUUAUGUAGGUCCUAGGAGAUGCCAUCAAAAUCUGUGACAUCACGAGUUGUGGGAAUUGCAAGGCAGCUCUGCCACCUGUGCCUUCUUCUUCUUGCAUGUUUUGUCACUUGACACACUCCUUCUAGCAGCAAGAGUAGUGUUUAUUGUGAAGACGUAAUAUGAAAAAAUGCAUUCUUCUCUUCAGUGUCCCUUUUAAGUAUAAGAAAGAGGCGUGCCAUAUCAGAGUUGAUUAUUAAAUCAUUUUCCAAAUGAAGCAAAUGCACAAGCUGCAUUUCCAGUGCACUUAAAAUAUUUGUUUGUCAGAUUCGCAGAAGCAUUUAAACUCACAGAAACAACAGAGAACUUGCGUUCAGAAAUGCUGACAUAUAGUUUUUGUGAAGGCGGUUAGAUAGGCGCCGAGGAAGACGACGUGAUUUUGGUGUAGGGCACAGCUCUUGUUCUCCAUCUUGGCUUGCGCGUUGGCGCUGUGUAAAUAUAUCUUCAAACGCUUAGUUUCCCGUGUGCCUUCACGUAACAAUAUCUUCAAUUUGCAGAAGGUGCUACAAGAUCCUUGUGCAAAAGAUGAUGGCAUACACAUGAUUUAUUCUGACACUAAUGUUGAUCUCCAAAUGAUAUGCCAAGCAUCAUUCACAUGAUGACAUCAUUAUGCAGUAAUAUUUGUUGACAUCACACAGCUAUUGUGGAAUUUAUUGUGCUGUGUUACUACUCUCUGGUGUUGACGUUGUAUCAUUGGGCAAGGUUAGCUCGCUGUACUGUGAUGCUUUGUGGUAUUGGUACUAGAGAGAUUAGUCAUUUAAGGAACUUUGAUGGCAGUGAGUCUUACAAUCAUUCAUUCUAUGGUUUAAAUGGUUUGGAAUUUAAUUAAGAUAAAUUACCAGUUUAGCAUAAUACAGAGUAGAUGUCGUGCCUUUCAUUGCCUCUGCAGUCAUUAGCUGUCACUACCUCAAAAUGCCUUGUGCAAUUCUUCUGCUUUGUUUCUGAAACAUUACACCCCACUGCUUCCAGUGCCUCCACUGCUAAUCAUUAUGUCGAUUUGCCCUUUUCAUGACUUCAUUUCUGGAGCUGUACAAAUUCCUUCUGCAAGUCAUUGUAGCUAUAUGAUUUCGAGAUUCUUCGCAAAAGAGAAACACAUGUGUGCUGUGCCUUACAAAAAUCUUGUCCGACAUGUGCAGAUAAGCACAUUAACAAAUCUUGUGGUUGUACUGACUGUAGACUUUUGCAUAUGAAAGUAGUUUUCUUGUUCUAGUGAUGUUAACGUAUACUGCAUAUAUAAUGCACCCAUUAUAGUGUUUUGCUGUACCUUGAGCCUGUAUAGAAGAGGUGUGAGUGAAUGUUUUUUGUGCAUUAUUUUUGGUCUACAGAUUCCGAGCUAAUCACGAAAAAAAAAAAAAGGAAGGCCUGCUUGCUCAUUACUUAUGUGCUUAGAUAGAGUACACUGAAAAUAAUUUUUGUACUAUGACUUGACUGUGGACAUUUCUAGCAGUCCGACUGAAUAAGGGACUAAACACUAUUCACACAAUUUCAAGAAUCUGUGCAAGCAUCCCUGCACUUUGCUCAUAGUCAUCAUUGAUGCCUGAUUGGUGCUAACAUGGCUUCUUGUUUUGACCCUAACAUUUACUUGCCUCAAGUAGGGCUUGGUAAUUUGUAAAAGCUAGUAACAAAUGGCUGGUUUUGAGGAGAUCUGGUGGUUGCAUUCAUUCGCAUUGUAGGAUAAUUGAGGCACCAAUAAUAUUCUUUUCUUGGUAUUUUUUAGGUAUUUUGUACUCGGAACAUAGGGAGGCUUGCACUGUACCAGGAAGUGUUCUUCUGGUCUAUGUGGUGUAAUGACACAGAUGUUCAAACUGCAGUCUAUGAUCUGUGUUAGCACUUUGACUUCAUGUGCUGCAGUCUGCAGUUGGAGUGGAGUAGUUGUUAUUAUUGUUUGCUGAGAAUGCUAUAGCUUACAAGUGCAAUACACUCUUAACAGAUACAGUGCAAGACUUGGGGUCAUGUGAUACUGCGUAGCAAAUGUGCGCAAGUAUGCUUAGUGUUCCACAUUAAAGAAGUGUGUAAGGGGAGGGGGGCACAGCUUGACAGCAGCUCACGUCAUUCGGCAACCAUCUGAAAGUAAAAAUAGCUCACUUGAAAAAACUGCAUGCUUUUUUUUCUGCAAAACAUAAAAUUCAAUUCGUAUAUUUGCUAAAGUUGCUAUGCUACACAUUUGAGCCACAGUAAGCGUUUUCCUAAAGUGGCAUCUAACACUGUUUUACAUGCAGUCAUUAUCUUCAGGGCUCUCUGUCAUCACUUCAACUGAGAUGGCCAUGUUCUGUGGAGCAAUGUAAUAAAUAUUUCUAGGCCAAACUUGUGGUACCUAGGCAGUUAAUGCACAAAUGAUUAAAUGAUCAGGUUAAUAACUAUAUCAUGAGUGAUGAAGUUUGUACAAAGGCAUUAUAUUUAUUACAGAGGCAUAUGCUUUGAACUUGUUGGUAUGACAUAAGUAAUCAUACAGCACAGACAGGAUAGGAUGACCAGUUUGAGACAAGUCUGCACAAAGCUUUCAAUUCCAAGUCUUAUUUGGCAAACAUGCAAAGAGAAUUAUUGUUUGCAAGUAAACUGUGGUAGCAGCAAACCAUUCUACUGAAGUGAAGUGUUUUCAUUUCUAAUGAAUUACAAUUCUUUAGCGAAGUGCAUUCAAAAUGUAUAACAUAGGCAUCCAAAUGUGCACUAUUUUUGUCUUGACGGUUUGUUUGUGCAAAGUGAUUUCAAUUGUCACUCUUAAUAGUGCUUUGUUUUGACAUAGGUAGACAACUCCAUGCGAUGAGUUGACAGACAGCCGCUGUUUGUAUGCUUGAAAUCUAUAGUAGUCUUGUGUCUCAUUGUAAUCUUAGCAAAUGGGGCAAUGGCCACACAGCCCAAAAUGGCAAAUAUAAGCUGUAAUGGGCGUGCAUUGUACACGGUGUUUUGCAUGCACAAAUUUUAUGAUGUUUCACGUCAGCACUAUAUGAUAUGCACUAUGGUUGCUCGCACUGCAAGUAGGCUCUUGCUUGGCACUAAAAAAACAACAAAAACAGCCGUUCACUCUAUGCGUAGACAAUAUUCAUAGGAAGCUUGUGUAGCUCUCGGGUUAUUAGCUCGAAGUCUUCUAAAGCUUUUGCUAUCUUUCUGCUACAAACCUGGCUAAAACUGAUAAGGUAGUCAGGCUACUUUUGCUCUACUGCUAAUCACAAAUGGGUCGAAUUCCCAUGAGUCAGAUUUCACGUGUUAGUCAGUGGAGUCAAAUGCGAAAACACAAGUGUACUUGUGUAAUAGAAUCCUUAGUGGUAAAAAUUAAUCUGGUGUCCCCAUAUAUGGUUUUACAUGUACUCAUAACAUGCCUUUGGCACACAAAACCCCAGGCUUUUUUUGUUUUAAUGCAAAAGUACAUGUGUGUUAGAACACACAUGUACUUUUGCAAAUUGCACAUUUGCAAAAUGCAUUUGCAAAGCAAAUGUGCAUGUGUACACAUUUGCUUUUGCAUUUGCAAAAGCAAAUGUGUACACAUGUACACAUUUGUUUUUUGUGUGUCUCUUUGUUUGGCUACAAACUAUACAGAUAAUGUAUCAGUAGAUCAUGAACACAAACAGUUUGCUGUAACUAUUUCUUUCCGUACAUAAAUUCACUUCUAUCAAAGAAUGGUGGCACCUAACAGAAACUCAUUUCGUGGUGUGAGGCUUGAAAUUUUCUGCUGUGUUUAAUGACACAGGGUAUGCAGAUUUUUUUUUGCGAUUUCUACCUUUACGUCUUUUGCUUCUUGACAGAUCAUACACGGUGAUGUUGGUAAACUUUUACAAUUGAAGUUGUGUUUCGAUCUUCAAGUAGUAUUCUGCUCUACACUGUCUAUUCCUGCUGCAUUAGUCUUCCAUCUAAGUAUGCACUGUAACUCUUUGGUGCUGCUGAGAAAAGUAAAUAAAAAUAUUAAUUUAACUUUCAUUUAAUCUUUUAGUAGGAGUAUUCAUCACUUGUACAACAGGUAGUGCUGCGCUUUUGUUGCUUAUUCGAGUGUAAGUGAAUACAGAAAAUUGUUGAUGGUAUAUGUGACCUUGUAUUGAUCACUUGUCAUUAAUUUAGGCUAUUGCAUUCCUUCUGGUAUAAUUGUCAUGGAGUUGUAUCUGUACACCCAUUGUAUUACUUCUUAUGCAAAAUGGAUGUCGCUCUGUACAUAAAAAUAAAGGCUAUAAGCACGUCGCCUCUUCGGAUGAUUUCAAAA
Molecule: messenger RNA, 8316 nt
Organism: Rhipicephalus microplus (southern cattle tick)
Lineage: Eukaryota; Metazoa; Arthropoda; Arachnida; Ixodida; Ixodidae
Biological process (GO): regulation of transcription by RNA polymerase II
Molecular function (GO): RNA polymerase II cis-regulatory region sequence-specific DNA binding; DNA-binding transcription factor activity
Source: RefSeq, a predicted model, not a curated record